This is a messenger RNA of Necator americanus (New World hookworm), 930 nucleotides long. RefSeq lists its product as uncharacterized. The transcript has a single exon. NCBI's taxonomy places the organism in Eukaryota, Metazoa, Nematoda, Chromadorea, Rhabditida, Ancylostomatidae. The coding region runs from base 1 to 930 and encodes 309 amino acids. The record is from RefSeq and is a predicted model, not a curated record.
AUGCCGCUCUGUCUCACCUUCAUCGACUUGAAGAAGGUCUUUGAUUUGGUUGAUACGGAAGCGGUCGUAGAAGCCUUGGACAACCAAGGUGUCCUUACUCAGUACACAAAGGUACUUCGAGAGUUGUACAGCAACUUCACGACCGGAAUUUCGCCAUUCUACAAGAGCAUCAUCAUUGAUGUGAAGAGGGGGGUCCGACAAGGUGAUACAAUCUCACCCAAAAUAUUCACGGCCACCCUCAAGAACGCAAUGCGAAAGUUGGAAUGGGACGACAUGGGAGUGAAGGUUGAUGGUCGACAACUACACCAUUUGCGCUUUGCUGACGACAUCGUAAUGAUAACACCUAGCAUCAGCCAAGCGGAACGAAUGCUAACCGAAUUCGACGAAACAUGUGGAUGCAUCGGUCUUCAGCUGAAUCUCCAAAAGACGAUGUUCAUGCGCAACAGAUGGGUCUCGGAUGCCCCAUUCACGCUCAACGGAACGAACAUAUCCGAAUGCACCAGCUACGUUUGUCUAGGUCGGGAAUUGAACAUGAUGAAAGACCUGACCCCCGAGCUGGGCAGGAGGAGACGAGCGGCCUGGGGAGCGUAUAAGAGCAUCGAGGGUGUAGUGAAGAAGAUCAGGAACACCCGGCUCCGUGCUCACCUCUUCAACACCAUCCUACUUCCUGCUUUGACCUUUGCUUCGGAAACCUGGGCAUUUCGCAAGCAGGAAGAAAACGCGGUGAGCGUCAUUGGACGCGCAGUUGAGAGAGUGAUGCUAGGAGUAUCCCGUUUCACGCAAGUGAGGGACGGGAUUCGAAGUUCUCUCCUACGUCAGCGAUCGAAGAUUAGAGACGCCGCCGCGUUUGCCAAGGAAAGUAAAAUAAGGUGGGCCGACGCCGACCCGAUAGUCACAUUUCUUCACAAAGUCCUUGAAAGAAAAAUAUGA